AUCGCUCUCGGUGCGUGCAUGCGUCCGUGCGUGUGUGUCAACUAGUUGUUAGCUAGCGCUAGCUACCCAGUUAGCUAGCUUGUUGAAACAUUUUAACAUAGACACCGUUAAUGCCAAGAAACAGCUGUCGUUCAUCAUGAGAGAGGACUACCGCACCCGCUGCACGUCUGUCAACCUUUAAUGCCAAAGAGGAUGAUGGACUCUCAGAGAACAAUGAUAAGUUAGCCAACGCCAACAAAAAGUGAAGCUACAGUUUUUGAACAGGCGAUUGCCUAGCUCGCUAGCAUCCUGAGAAGGAAAGCUCUGAGAUUUUGCAAGGACUGGAUGCGGAAGGAGGAUAUGAGGCAAGCUGGAGAGCUAAUGCUAAUUAUAAGCUAUGCUGGGAUCCAAAUGUGGAAAACAUUUCACUAUGAAUGUUUUUUCAUACAUUCAGUGGGUUACCAAUGUGCCAAAAAGUCACUCUCCUGAUUACCCAACAAGGAUUAGGCUAGAGUGUGGCAACGUCGGUGCAGGGAGAGAGCACAUACUGGCACAAGAAUAUGCAACGACUCUUGACCUCAACUGAAGUAUACAUAUCCAAGACACAGAACUAUUGUCCUUGAUGAAACAGUCUUGGUUAACCUGCCAUGCCCAAUGGAAGUGCCAUCAUAGACACAAGAUACUGUGGCUUGAACUGCUGCACGGUGUUUUGAGCUACAGCCCUGGAGGAAGCAUUCCAGCUUUUGGUUGAACCUGAAGGUGGAGAUGGGUUCCCAAGCUCUUCAGAUAUUGCGGCAGGGUGUGUGGGCUUCACUCACAGGAGGCUGGUAUGUGGACCCCCAUCAGAGCACGUUCUCUAACUGCUUCCACCUCUACCUUUGGAUAUUUCUCCUGGCCUUCCCCUUUCUGCUGUACAUGGCUCUUCCUCCUAGCUUAGUGGUAGCAGGCUUGUACUCUGCAGUGGUGGCCGUCUUUUUCACAGCCAUUAAGGUGGUGAACUACCGGCUUCAUACUAUGUUUGACCUUGGGGAGAUAGUAGAGAAGAAGCAAGCCUCACUCACAGCUGACACCCCAAAGACAGAAGAAGGAGAUGAAGGUUCUAGUGCCCAUGAUGGGAAUCAGUGCAGAGAUAGUCAUGUUGGUGUAGAGAUGACUGUGUUUCGGAAGGUCAACUCAACACCCCCAGUGCGCUGUAGCUCCCAGCACUCUCUGUUUGGAUUGAACCAGGUGUCGGAGUUCUUGCCUCAGCUGGAGGAUACAGGGGGCACUAAGGAUAUCAGAGAGCUAAUGCGGGAACAAGGAAGCAAUAAUGUGAUUGUUACGUCAGCUCACCGUGAUAUCCUACGCCAGUGUUCCCAGGACACCAUUAGGGCACCCAGUGUGGUCUCGUCCUGCAUUGCUGCUGCUCUGGGAGGGGAUUUCCAAGCUCUCAUGGGAGUAUCUGGAGUAUCAGCUGGAUUUGGAGAACCCGGAGUCUGCUUGUCUAUCCCCCCUUCACCCUCCAGUCAAGAAGAUGGAGGCGAGAAAGAACAGUUGCAGGAAGUAGAGGAGUUACCAGAACAGCUGUCUCAGCAGAGUCCUGAGGACAAUGGGUUGGGGGCUUAUUCUCCCCUUGGCCCCUCUGCUGAAUCUGAGAGUCUGGGAGAUACUCCCCUUAGCCCGCUUAUAAAGAGCAGCUUAAGUGAGGAGCUGAGUGAAAAUCUCCUGGGUUUGGGCCUUGACCCUGUGGCAUUUGCACCUGGGACUGAGCACCCAGGCAGCCGCAGUGGGGUAGCACUAGCUGCCGGAUCCACGGACAGCUGUUUCAGUGCAGGUGGAGCCACCACAGACCGUGAGACGCUAAGCACUGUUAGCAGUUACCGUAGUGAAAAAACUGAUUCCACUCAGCUGGAAAGUCCUUCGUUCAGCCAGCCACGGCCUGCAGAUGGACAGGCUUCUGCCUCAGCACCAGCGACAGGCUCCAACAUCCCUGGGCCCACAGAGGAUCCAGCAGGACAGGGUGGCAGUGAUACUGACAACCUGUCAGACAGUGUGCUGCUGCGCUCCCCUUCCAGAGAAUUCUCCCUCAGCCAGGGCCUUGACAGGACACUUGUUGAAGGAGAGGAUUUGCCUCCUAUACCCUGUGCGCAUAUUGCACAGCCCCCUCCACUCCAGAACUCCUCCCCUUCAAGUAGUGGCCACUCAGAGGUUUGUGAUUUAGACAGAAAUGUCCCAGUCCCUCCUCUACCCCCGCCUCGGCAGGCCAAUUCAGUGCCCUCAGGGCUGGCCCUGGGUCUAGUGUGUUCUGAGCCUGCUUUGCCCAUAUCCUCUACCCCCUUUUUACUGUCUGACCAGCCUGCUCUGCAAGCCCAGCAGGUUGUGCGCCCUAAAGACUUGAAGCUGCUGCGGGCCAGUGGCAGUAGUGUUGGGCACAGGCCGGGCCGAAGGAAAGCUCCACGAAGGCGAGCUGGAGCAGGAAGCAGUAGUUUUGACUGUGGCUCUUACAGGCGUCACCACAAUCAUAGACAACACAGAGAUUACAUCCCAGUGCGCAACCGACUGGGCGCCAAGGCUUACAGUGAAAGUUUGUUUGAGGAUUCCAGCGACGAGGAUGAUGGCAGUGACAUGAGCGCUGGCUCUAGCCUGGGCUCUCAGCGCCGAUACAGCUCAGAUGAUGAUGAUGAUGACGAUGACGACGACUCAAGUUCCUCUACCUCCUGCUACUCCCCGGACCUCGCUAACACUGGCAUUACAUCCCCACUCCCCUCUGCUGCUCAACUGCCUACUCCAAGGGAGGGGGAUUUACCUGAAACUGCUGGCCCCUCACAUUCUCGUGCUGCUCAGCGCUCUUCUAGCACGGCAAGUGCUAAGACUCAUGCAAGAGUGCUAAGUAUGGAUGGGGCAGGUGGAGGCCAGAGCAACACAGCGGCUUUGCCUUCUACUCUGCUUACAAUGCCCUCCACCUCCACCCCUGCACCUCGCACUCUCACCAUCUCUAAGUCUGAUUUGGAAGCCCACACUAUACAUACUGACGGCUUUCCUGGAACUCAUCACCAUCGGCUGGAUUCUCUUGGAGGCUCUUGGACUGGCAACCAAAUGGGCUGGAGGGCAGAAGAGCUGGUUGAAGAGGGAGCUGUGGGAGGAGCCAUGGCUCCAGAGGAUGGUGACAAACAUGACUCAGUCAGCAGUGUUAAGAGGACCCAGGCCAUCCGCAGGAGACACAAUGCUGGGAGCAACCCUACACCACCCCCGUCCACCAUGGGAUCCCCUCCCAGCCUUCAGGAUCUCCAGCGGGCUCGGACCUCCUCUCAUUCACGGACCCGCACACUUCCCUCAGCCUUACAGUUUGCCUCCUCACUCCUACUGCCCCGCAGUGGCAUCCAUGAGGCCUCCACCUUCGACGACACAUCAGAGGGGGCAGUGCACUAUUUCUUUGACGAGAGUGGAGUGAAGAGGUCCUACACAUUUGGACCUGCUGGAGGCGGUUAUGAGGACCCAGUUCAGGAAAGGGAGAGACAGUCCCAGUCCUCAAGCUUCACCUCCACAGAGGUCCAGGAAGGGGCACCAGUCCUGUCCAUGCUCCAGCCCAGACCUGUGGUUUUACAGGGCAUGCAGGUGCGCAGGGUGCCUCUGGAAAUGCCUGAGUUUGAUCUGGAUCACGAGUCUCUACAAGAGUCCCAGGAAAACACUCUGAUGAUUGAGGAGAAAGCCAAACCCAAACAGUACUAUCGCUUUUGGGUGCUGCCGGGGAAGUGGCUAAGGGUUCGAUAUGAUCGAUUGGCUCUUCUGGCCUUAUUGGACAGGAACCGCCGUGUGGGAGAGAACGUGUUUGCUGUGGUGCUGGCCAGUCUGGUGGCCUUCUUGGGGUUCCUACUGCUGCUCCAUGGCUUUUUCAGGGACAUCUGGGUUUUCCAGUUCUGCCUGGUCAUUGCUAGCUGCCAGUACUCUUUACUGAAGAGUGUACAACCAGAUGCAGCUUCUCCCAUGCACGGCCAUAACUGGAUCAUUGUGUACAGUCGGCCGGUCUACUUCUGCUUGUGCUGUGUGAUGAUCUGGAUCUUUGACCUAUCUGGGCGCUCUGGCAGCCUGCAACCCGUCUCCCUCUAUGGUGUCACCUUCUUCUCUGCACACUUUCUGCUCUGUGUCAGGGAUAUGCUCGUUGUGUUUGCCUUGUGUUUCCCGGUCAUUUUCCUGUUUGGGUUGCUACCUCAGGUCAACACUUUUGUGAUGUGUCUGCUGGAGCAGAUCGACAUGCACAUUUUUGGUGGAACUGCCACUACCAGCCCCCUCUCAUCUCUGUUCAGCCUCAUACGCAGCAUGUUGGUGGCUGCUCUGCUGUAUGGAUUUUGCCUCGGUGCUAUCAACGCACCAUGGGGGGAUGCCCAUGUGCCAGUACUGUUCUCUGUGUUUUGUGGCCUACUCCUGGCCUUAUCCUACCACCUCAGCCGCCAAAGCAGCGAUCCCACCAUCCUGUGGUCACUGGUCCGGUCUAAAUUAUUCCCAGAGUUGGAGAACCGAACACCUGAAGAACCCCCAGUGGAGAUCAAAGAUCCUCUUCCUGAGAAGCUGCGUAACUCUGUGAAAGAGAUCCUUCAUUCAGACCUUGUCAUGUGUCCCCUCAUGGCUGUGAUUACCUUCGCCAUCAGUGCCAGCACAGUUUUCAUCGCUCUUCAACCUGCUCUUAGCUUUGUCUUGUACAUCUUGGCCGGAGUUGUAGGCUUCAUUACACACUAUCUCCUGCCUCAGCUCCGCAAGCAGCUGCCAUGGUUCUGCCUAGCUCACCCUGUGCUCCGCUCCAGAGAGUACAGUCAGUUUGAGGUCCGAGAUGCUGCUCAGUUGAUGUGGUUUGAGAAGCUGUAUGCGUGGCUUCAGUGUGUGGAGAAAUAUUUCAUCUACCCGGCUGUGGUGCUUAACUCCCUAACGACAGAAGCUCGAACUGUUGGCCAGAACCAUAAAGAGCUGGACAUCUACAGCCGAGCUCUCUUCAUCUCAGUAGCAGGCAUGAAGUUGCUGCGUUCGUCCUUCUGUGCCCCAUCUCAGCAGUACGUCACGCUGUGCUUCACCACGCUCUUCUUCCACUUUGACUAUCCACACUUCUCGGAGACCUUCCUGAUCGACUACUACUUCAUGUCUAUUCUCUUCAGCAAGAUGUGGGACCUGCUGUACAAGCUGCGCUUCGUGUUGACUUACAUCGCACCCUGGCAGAUCACCUGGGGCUCAGCUUUCCACGCCUUCGCUCAACCCUUUGCCGUGCCCCACUCUGCUGUGCUUUUUGUCCAGGCCAUCUUCUCUGCCAUCUUCUCCACCCCUCUCAAUCCUGUCCUAGGCAGUGCUGUGUUUGUCACCUCAUACACCAGACCUGUAAAAUUCUGGGAGCGAGACUACAACACCAAGCGUGUCGAUCAUUCCAACACCAGACUUGCCACUCAGUUAGACCGCAACCCAGGUGCCGAUGACAACAAUCUGAACUCCAUUUUCUACGAGCACCUGACGCGCUCUCUGCAGCACAGCCUGUGUGGGGACCUGCUGCUCGGCCGCUGGGGCAACUACACCACAGGCGACUGCUUCAUCCUCGCCUCAGACUACCUCAACGCUCUGGUGCACAUCAUCGAGAUCGGCAACGGGCUGGUCACCUUCCAGCUGAGGGGUCUAGAGUUCAGAGGUACCUACUGUCAGCAGAGGGAGGUAGAGGCCAUCACUGAGGGGGUAGAGGAGGACGAGGGCUGCUGCUGCUGUGAACCUGGUCACCUUCCCCACAUGUUGUCAUUCAAUGCUGCCUUUGGACAGCGCUGGCUGGCCUGGGAGGUGGCCGCCACCAAGUAUGUACUAGAGGGCUACAGCAUCAGCGACAACAACGCAGCCUCCAUGUUGCAAGUAUUCGACCUCCGUAAAAUCCUCAUCACAUACUAUGUCAAGAGCAUCAUCUACUAUGUGAGUCGAUCCUCUAAGCUGGAAGAGUGGCUGACCAAUGAGACGAUUCAGGAGGCUCUACGGCCUUGUCUUGGGCCCAACUAUGUAGACAGUGACCCCACCUUCAACCUGAACAUCGAUGAGGACUAUGACCACAGGGCCUCCGGCAUUACCCCCUCGUCAUUCUGCAUGGUUUACCUGGACUGGAUUCAGUAUUGUAACAGCAGGCGUCAAACGCCGGUGACUUGUGAAAGAGAUUCUCCACUUGUCAACCUCUGUUUUGGGCUGUGUAUCCUGGGAAGAAGAGCUCUGGGCACGGCCUCCCACAGCAUGUCUGCAAGCUUGGAGCCGUUUCUGUAUGGCCUCCAUGCGCUCUUCAAGGGAGACUUUCGCAUCACGUCUCCCAGGGAUGAAUGGGUGUUUGCAGAUAUGGACCUGCUGAAUCGAGUCGUGGCACCAGGAGUGCGGAUGUCCCUCAAAUUGCAUCAGGACCACUUUACAUCUCCAGAUGAGUAUGAGGAUCCUAUGGUUCUGUACGACGCCAUUACUGCCAACGAGGAGAAAAUGUUGAUAUCUCAUGAGGGUGACCCCGUGUGGCGCAGCGCUAUUCUAGCAAACAUGCCUUCACUGCUGGCUCUGCGCCACAUCAUGGAUGACGGCAGCGACGAAUACAAGAUCAUCAUGCUUAACAAGAGGUUCCUCAGCUUCAGAGUCAUCAAGGUGAACAGAGAGUGCGUGCGUGGGCUGUGGGCGGGACAACAGCAGGAGCUGGUUUUCCUGCGCAAUCGUAACCCAGAGCGUGGCAGCAUUCAAAACGCCAAACAGGCCCUGAGGAAUAUGAUUAACUCCUCAUGUGACCAGCCCAUCGGCUACCCCAUCUACGUGUCCCCCCUCACCACCUCAUACGCUGGGGGGCACAGCCAGCUUCGGUCUGUGUGGGGAGGACCUGUCAGCCCACACAACAUUUACACCUGGCUCAUCAGCAGCUGGGACAGGUUACAGAAGGGGUGUGGUGCUGGCUGUAACAGCGGAGGAAACAUUGAGGACUCGGACUGUGGAGGCGGCUCCACCUCCAUCUCCACCAACCCAGCCAUUCACACCACCCAGAGUACACCAGCCUCCAGCCUUCCCCAGCCGCACAUCACCACUGUGCAGCCGUCCAUGGGUACAGACAACCCUGUGGGUCCAACCCAGAGCUGGCCUCACCACCCUCAACCUCUCCCAUUAGCCCUGCUCAGCCAAUCAGAGGGCAGGAUGGAGGCAGGACUGCUCACGUCCUUACAGCGUACAUCCUCCAUCCAGGGGCUCCUGGGCCAGCAGCUGUCCAGCUCCCAGCUCUCCUUCAGCGGCUCUGUGGCUCCACCUCCUCUGCCAGGCCCAGAGCGCUUCUGCCCGGCGAGUCUCCUGGAGAACUCAGGGCAUCGGUCAGGCCAGCGGGCUGGCCUCGGCCAGGGCAGCGGACUACACUAUGAGAGCCACUUUGGGAAGUGGAGUUUUUCAGGCAGGAAGGGCUUUAACGGACCAGCUGCAGUGGAGGGGGAAGGAGUAACAGUACAGACCAUACGCACACAGCCUACUCCCCCUGCACCCCUACAAGAGGCCAGUCUGACACUGGAUCCUCUGGGAGCCACUCAGACGAUGGAUCCAAUCCUACUGACUGCAGGGGACCCCCCCACCCCCCGAGAGGAAUCCACAGAGCUGCCUUUACUUAAGAACCUGCGUUGAGUCUGCACUGGGAGACCCCGAGUGACAUUCUCUGCAGUGAAAGCACAGGUCAGAUCUGGGCCGGGCCGGACCAGACUCAUUCCAGCCUUCGGGACUCAUUCCAUCAAUCCUCGUUUGACUUACUCAGUGCAACUGCGAUUUGUAAAUCCUCUAAUGGCCCACUGCAAUACUGGAUAAAUUUGGUUAUACACAGACCACCCCUCUCCUCCUCAGCCAAAGGAGUUAAACAUCUGAUAGCAUGCUGAGCUGAUGCACGUCAGAUCAAAAAAUUAUUUCCACCAACCUGUUUAUUCCAAAGUCAGCUUUCAUCAUGACUCAUAAGGCCUGAUGAUAUACUUAUUCGUAACUUUUUUUUUUCUGACAAAGGCACUCAGUGUCUCUAUGGACGACCUUUUGGUUGGAACAGUAGUGAAAGGCCAGUGCAAUUAUAAGGGAUAUUUUGCUUGAGGAUUGAUUAUUUUUCUAUACUGGAGAAUAGAGGAUCGCCUCUGACUUUCUCUCACUUGACAUCUGCAGCAGCAGUUGUUUUUUUUGUUGUUUUUUUUGCAUAACCAGUUUAAAAAAAAAAGAUCCUGCAUUAUGUUGCUGUAUGUGCAGGUGAAGGAUAUGUGGAAACCAUUAUAAGCCUUGUUUUGUUUUUCCCCAUUUUACAAUCCUCACGGACCUACAGUUGUGUGUCAAACAAUAUUUAACAGUACAUGUUGACCAAUUUCAGGAGCCUCCACUUCUUCUUCCCUACACAUUAUACAUAUUAAACAAGAAAAAAAAAACACAUCCCACCAAAAUUGUCAUCUUUGUCCUCUGGCCUAUUUCCUACAGAGGUGCCUGACAACAUCAACACUCAACAGUUCUGUCUUGGAGCAGGUUUCAGGGAAAAAAAACAAAACAACUCCCUUCCAUCCCAGCCAACACGUGGUGCUUUUACCGCUAGUUUACAGUCUAUUUAGGCCUGGACACGAGUCCUGAAUCUGACUAGCAACACAGAGAUGUGGGAUGACUUCCAACAGAGCUGGUGUCCAUGGAUCAGCAUCAAGCGAAGGGUGAAUCCAAUCUGUGAAAAUUGUGUUGAUCACAAACCUACAAACUGGGAGUGUUAGAAACUGAAAGCCUUUUUUUUAAUGAGUGGAAUGUCCUUUUUUUGUUUUUACUUGAAAUCACAAGUUCCUCAGUGGUGCACUGAGUUUGUUUUCUUUGGAUGGCCGAUCAAUGACGUCCUCUCUGAUCAGAUCCACUCAGCUCUUGACUUUCUCAAUAGCAGGGGAGCUCUGUUUUCUUUGCCUGCAGUAUGGGCCCUCCUGUUACUAUACUACUGCUUCUGCAUCUCCUGCUACUACUAAUAUACCCACUACUACUGCUGUUUCUACAACAGUUAAAUCCAGCGUUUUAGUUGGAAAUACACAAAGUUGAAUAAAUACUGAAAUCAAAGGUAGAAUAUUUAUUUGAUUAAUAUUGUCUUACAGAUAUCUUUAACGGGGUUUGUCAAUAUGGUGUGCUGAUGUAUCAAAUUGGAAAUCUGCCUUCUGUCAACUGUACCCACCACCACCCCACACCUCUCCCUCAGUUUAUUUGGUGUUGUCACAUUUGUAUCAUCUCACCAAUGGCUGUCUUUUUUCUUUUUUUUUUCUUUUUUAAGUGUGUAACAUAACUGGAAGUAUUCUUGAGAAGUCACUUUAACUUGAUUUCUUUCCCACUCUUGCACUCCUUGUGUUUCACCAGUGUGAAACACCGAUUUAGGGUUAAAGUUAAUUCUGCAACACGAAAAAGAAGCUGGCAGUCCGACCAAAUUCAGCCCCAAAUAUUUCCCGAGGUCCAGUGGUUUUGUCCCCAUGUGUCCAGGCGUCUGCAGUGGUUGAAUGAUUCUGAAAUAACCUUGCGCUAUAGCAUUAAUUGUUGUACCCUAAGACUGCCUCGUAUGCUAGUUUUCUUACCAAAUAAUCUCUCAGAAGCUGUGUUCCCCUGUAGGAAACUUGAAAGGAGGCCAGCGUUCUCAGGGUCUAUAAAGGAAAGAAAUUGACUUCUUCUGCAGGAAGACUUUUUGUCCAAAGAGAGAAAACAGAAAAGGGGAUAAGUGUCACUGUUAUGAGGCAGGUUGAAUACUGGCUCACACGGACAUUACAAAAGAUGCCCCCUUUUACAGUGUUUUACUCUCUCUGGAUAAAAAUAUGUUCUGCAUGCUGUUAAUGCCACAUAUUUGUUGAAUCACUGUCUUUGUGGCGCUGUUUUUUCCCCCCUACGUUCAGCUCGUUACAUCUUUUUUACAAGGGACACACACACACACACACACACAGUACAAAGCUUUUUAAAAUCUUUUUAGCAGCCCUGAGAUUUUUCUGUCAGUCUCGGCUGUGAAGAAGCUGCAACAGGUGAAAAGUGCAUCAGUAUCCCUCUCAAAACACGUUAGUAACUCCCUCGACUCAGGAAAAACAGAGACUUUCUGAUCAGUGCUGUUUUCUGUUUUUCUUUUCUCCUCAUUUAUCUUGUAUCCAAAGCAACAGGGAGUAAUAUUGUUUUGUUUUGUUUUUUAUUUGCUGGGAGUGAGGAAAGCACAAGUUCACAGACAAACCUGGGUGUCAAUAAAAAGGGAUUUCUUAAUCUCUGAAAUUAUGUACAGCAUGUUUCGUAUAUAAAUAUAUAUUUAAAAUAUAAAUCUAUUUUAUUAUUAUUGGAUUUUGGGUUCUUUUACAUUUAAGACACUAUGUUGAGGUUUAGGGGAGGGACUCUUGUGUUUACCCAGCAGAGGGGAGAGCUGAGUGGAGAGGCACUCUUCACAUUGAAAUGUGCAGUUUGGGAAGACUUAAUUAAUACUUCUUUUGCACAAAAAUGUAUCAUACACCAUCCCACUUUGUUAUCGUUUUUAUUAUUUUAGUUAUUUUGGGAGAGGGGUCUUUUAUUUAAGAACUUUAAGUCGAUGUUCAAUGUUCUGUACAGUUUUUUAUGUGAUUUUUUUUUCUCUCCUAUUUAAAUUAAAGGUUUUUGUGUCUUCAUUUGCAAAUCAA
Molecule: messenger RNA, 10589 nt
Organism: Siniperca chuatsi (mandarin fish)
Lineage: Eukaryota; Metazoa; Chordata; Actinopteri; Centrarchiformes; Sinipercidae
Product: pecanex-like protein 3
Exons: 36
Coding region: 745-7593 (2282 amino acids)
Cellular component (GO): membrane
Source: RefSeq, a predicted model, not a curated record